Cherax quadricarinatus is the source of this 2063-nucleotide messenger RNA. RefSeq lists its product as uncharacterized. Lineage: Eukaryota; Metazoa; Arthropoda; Malacostraca; Decapoda; Parastacidae. The record is from RefSeq and is a predicted model, not a curated record.
UUGAAUUGUGAGAGUGUGCAGACCGUAUGUGAUAUUUAUUUAACUAAGGCUGUACACAAUACUUUCAUAAAGAAUGGAUACAUAAUAUUUGAUUAGGUGUUGGUAACAAAAAUAAGGAAGGAGAGGUAGUGUAUGGUAUACAUGGAACAUAGGGACAUGCAAGAUAAGCUUUGACAGGUGUAUAUAUCAGGUCAUUUCAGGUAGGUACCUGAACAUAACAGGUAUUGACAGGUUUGAAGGUGAAUAAUAAGAGUGUUGACAGGUCAUCUGGAGGCACUCCGCCAGCAGCGACGUAAAAUAGCGAUGGAGGACCUGAAGCAACAACAAGCGGCUCGGGUGAUAGCCAAGCAAUUGGAGAAGGCAGAGGAACAGCGGAUCGACGCCGCUAUGGGUGUCCCGGGCAACUACGAUCCUUCCUUCGCGAACCCGGCCGCUGCCAGACGCGAUCCAGUACGAGGUAAGGACAAGGCAGACACAGUGCAGGAGACAGGCAGCCGCUAUGGUGGCGGCUAUGGUGAUGGUGGCUAUGGCGGCUAUGGCGGUGAUGGUGGCUAUGGUGCUGGCGGCUAUGGUGGCUAUGGCGGCUACGGCGCUGGCGGCUAUGGUGGCGAUGGCGGCUAUGGUGGAGGCUAUGGUGGAGGCUAUGGUGGAGGCUAUGGUGGAGGCUACGCUCCCUCCGGCUACAGUGGUGCUUACCAGGCAGCCCCGCAACGAAUCACCCGGCCACACGUCUCAAUGACAUCGGAUGAAAGGGAAGCCAUGACCGUGGGUCGGGCUGAGUACACCCGAGGGGAACUACAGUGGCAGAUGGAGAUGAAGAGACAACUGGAGGAAGAGAAAAAGCGGAAGAACGACCUGGAGGACAGACUGUAUGAGGAGAGCAUCCUGAAGCAGCAGGAGAAGAUGAAGCGAGAGUACGAGGCUGAACUGGAAAAGAAGAGGAGGAAAGAGGAAGAGCAAACUCGGCGGCGAGAGGCGCAGCUGAAACAGAUGGAGGCCAUAUACCAGCAGACUGAGGGGGAGAGGAAAGCCAAGAUGGAGAAGGUUAAGAUGCUGGCUGACCUGCACGAGCCUACUCCAAUGCCUAAAAUCGACACGGGCCUGGACGCCCGGCUCAUCAAGCCGCCCAAGGGCCAUGGACCGCCCAGUCUUCAGGAGCCGCCCAAGCAACGGAACCUGUCUACGAACGAUGAGGAUUUUGGUUUCAAUCUUAUCAAAUCCGACCCCAACUUCUUGGCAGCUCAAAAACCCAACAAGUUUUUUGACGACCCAACUACCAUGAAAAUGGCCAAGAACAUCGAAGAUCGAAAGAGACCGAAGCCGCUAGCGAGACCAGAUCUCCCAGCAGCUCAUAUGGGGCGCGGACUGGAGAUGCCUCGCUUGAGGAAGCAACAGCCUAACAGACCCAGGACUACCCUUCAUCUUGGUGCCAUGGAUGAUAACAUUACACAAGGGUCACCAUCACCACGCAUGAGGCCUCCACAACACACUACAGGCACCACGAAAUUCACGGAGUCCAGGGACCUGCAGACAGACUGGCUGCCACCAGCAGCUCACAUGGAGAACCAAAACUUCAAACCAGAGGCUACGGAUUUUAAGGUUCAAACCGCGAAUGACUGGCAAGAGGCGCUGCCGCCGCCGCCUCCCAAGGAGGAAGUCCAGCAGCCCAUGACUAAGGCUGCGCCCUUUGACUGGAAGAUCCGCCUUCCUGAACCCUCGUUGGACGACAAGAAGAAAUUAGAUAAGAAGUCACAGGAGGAACUGAAACAGUUCCAGGAGAGGAACCAAGACGUGCUGAGCCAACUGAUGGACAUGCAGACCAAGCUGAAGGCAAGUGCUCCUCGCAACCGUCGAUUCAUGCAUCGUCCUCCUAUCACAUGGAAUAUUGCCUGGCCCUGAGUGCUGCUGCUGCUGCUUCAUGGAUGACUUAUGCCUCGUUCUUCCUUGGUCUUGUGGCAUGACCUGUUUUGAAUGUGAUGCACAUAUGAGUUCUGCUGUUAUAAAGUCCUUUAUUUUGCCUUUUUCUUGGCUUCACCGAGUGUAAUAUUCACGCGGAUUCUUCC